Molecule: messenger RNA, 1176 nt
Organism: Ceratina calcarata
Lineage: Eukaryota; Metazoa; Arthropoda; Insecta; Hymenoptera; Apidae
Product: collagen alpha-1(IV) chain-like
Exons: 4
Coding region: 30-1145 (371 amino acids)
Source: RefSeq, a predicted model, not a curated record
AAAUAAAACGGAUUUCGGUGACGAUCUAAAUGCCGGCAUGCGAGCCAUGGUGUCCCUUAGUGAAGCUCCAGCUAAAGAAAUUAGCCAAGGAAGCACCGUGGAUCUUGAAGAAAGAAGCUUUUGCUGAAAGAGCAGCGGUCGUUGGUAAAGAAUUAGACAUCUACGAUGCGGACUGGGGCCAAGCGGAACAAUUCGUCGAUGCUCGAACCGGUCUCGAAGACGUAGACGCUCGAACCCGUCCCCGAGUCGCAGACGCUCGAUUCGGUCUCCGAGACGUAGACGGUCGACCCGGUCUUAAAGACGUAGACGGUCGACCCGGCCUUAGAGACGUAGACGGUCGACCCGGCCUUAGAGACGUAGACGGUCGACCUGGUCUUAGAGACGUAGACGGUCGACCCGGCGUUAGAGACGUAGACGGUCGACCCGGUCUUAGAGACGUAGACGGUCGACCCGGUCUUAGAGAGGUAAACGGUCGACCCGGUUUUAGAGACGUAGACGGUCGACCCGGUCUUAGAGAGGUAAACGGUCGAUCCGGUCUUAGAGACGUCGACGGUCGACCCGGUCUCAGAGACAUAGACACAGAGACACUAGAGGCGAGAAGAGCUCGGGAAGAAAUCGCGACCCAGUGGUCUGCUGCUCGCGGAGCACGCGAUCAGUUGGUCGAAACCGAUGCUGUGGAUCGAAUUUCUAGACACGUAGGAGAGCCAGGAAGAAUGGAUGUUGCUCUAGAUGCUGAUGCUGCUACUGUUGCUGGUGUUGGUGUUGCUGAAGUUGGUGUAGCUGCUGCUGCUGGUGUUGCUGAAGUUGGUGUAGCUGCUGCUACUGCUGAUGAUGAAGAUAUCGAAGGAGCUGCUGAUAAGAGAAUGUUUUUAGACGAAUGCGAUCCUCACUGUCCCCGACGCAUAUCGCGAAAGGAAAGACUACGCAGACUCGACGAGAGGCAAAGAAUCGUAGAUGAUUAUCUGUUGAACAAGGGUUUUGGUUACUUCGACGAUGUCUGUACUUGUUCCCUUUCCUGUGUCAUACGUGCUUUGAGAGAUGACACUUUCGUCAGAAGCAUACUAGCGUCCGCUUUGUUAUUCACGCUCGGGCUGAAACUGUGCGAGGAACUGGACGCUUGGUACAUGCCGAGUCGUUCAUCGUGAAAUCCAAAUAAAUUAAUAAAUGCAAGCGAAA